CACACUUGAACUCUUGAAAUUGGAAGCAAGAGGCACUCUAGCUUUGUUGUGAAUACUGAGAAACUUGGCUCUGAAGGUUGCUUCAGUGCUGUUGCAAGUUCUGUCUAGGGAUGUCAUUAAGGCUGUUAAUGGAAGCUUUAAACAAAGACACUUUCCAGGUGCUGGAUUCUGCCAUCCUGUAAGUGUGUUCUCUAGAGGACGGAUUCAUCAUGGUUAUGGAAGGCUUUGGUUGGCCGUGCAAUAGCCUGCAACCAUUGCACCAUCUAGAUCAAGAGGGCCCAGAGCCCCGUGAUUUAGAGGUGAGAGGAACAGCUUUAGUAGGUUCUGCAGCUUCUCACUGUAUCUAUCCUUCAGAACAAAACUAACAGUACAACUGAGAGUGGAGGCUGUGUCCCACAGACUCUAGCAUCAUGAACAUAUUUGAUCGGAAGAUCAACUUUGAUGCACUCCUUAAAUUUUCCCACAUAACCCCCUCGACACAGCAGCACCUGAAGAAGGUCUAUGCCAGUUUUGCCCUCUGUAUGUUUGUGGCGGCUGCCGGGGCCUAUGUCCAUGUGGUCACCCAUUUCAUUCAGGCUGGCCUGCUGUCUGCCUUGGGAUCCCUGGGGUUGAUGAUUUGGCUGAUGGCAACACCUCAUAGCCAUGAAACUGAGCAAAAAAGACUGGGACUUCUUGCUGGAUUUGCUUUCCUUACAGGAGUUGGCCUGGGCCCUGCUCUGGACUUGUGCAUUGCCAUCAACCCCAGCAUCCUUCCCACCGCCUUCCUGGGCACAGCAAUGAUCUUCACCUGCUUCACCCUGAGUGCACUCUAUGCCAGGCGCCGUAGCUACCUCUUUCUGGGAGGUAUCUUGAUGUCAGCCAUGAGCCUGAUGCUCUUGUCUUCCCUGGGGAACCUUUUCUUCAGAUCCAUUUGGCUUUUCCAGGCAAACCUGUAUGUGGGACUGGUGGUCAUGUGUGGCUUUGUCCUUUUUGAUACUCAACUCAUUAUUGAAAAGGCUGAAAGUGGAGAUAAAGAUUAUAUCUGGCACUGCGUUGACCUCUUCUUAGAUUUCGUUACUCUCUUCAGAAAACUCAUGAUGAUCCUGGCUAUGAAUGAGAAGGAUAAGAAGAAGGAGAAGAAGUGAAAUGACCAUCCAGCCUUCCCCAAUUUGACUUCCUCUCCCUCCGCCCCUCAUUUCCUCUUUGCACACAUUACAUACAGGUUGCGUGUUCUGUGAUAAUGAAAAGCAUCAGAAAAGCUUUUGUACUUUGUGGUUUUCUCUAUUUUGAAUUUUUUGAUCAAAAAAAUGAUUAGCAAAAUAUAGUUUGGAGUUUGGCUUCAUAUUUCUGGGCUUCUUCCCCACUCCCUUUUCUGUCAUCCCCCAUCCCUAGCCUCUUCCUCUGCUCAGGCAGCCAGUCUGCCGUGAUGAGGAGCUGGAUCUGCAGAGGAAGCAAACUCCAGGAGUCCGCUUUACGACUGAGCUUCACCGAGUGGACCUGAACUGUUUGGUAGAGACGCCUUGCUCGGCCCUUCUUCCCUCAGCGUUGUUUGCUUUAUGCGCAUUUCCUAUGGGACUAGGCAGUGUGUUUUCCAUUGGAAAGACGUUUGCUGGUCCCAUUGUUGCUCAGGCUUAUUACGUCUGAGCUGCCAACCCCUACAGAGAACAUGAAAAGCCUCUUCUGGUGGAUGCUUUGCUUCCCCUGAGCUGCCCGAGUCACUGCUGGUCUGGCAGACGUGCCUUUCUGCCUUGCUGUCACAAAAGGAGUGUGGAUUUGUGUGGGUUCCCUUUCCAAUCCCUUGUCUGGCCCUCGGAAUCUGCCUGCUUUCCAUCCGUGGGGUGGGAGGGUUUCAGCACAAAGGGAAAUUCUUGUCAGGCAUCUAUGAAAUGGCUGAUUAUGUAUGGCAAGAUAUAAUGUAGAGUUCACAGACUUCCCCAUUUUUUUGUUAAAUUGAUCACUACCUUAGUUACUGAGUGGCCUCUACCACGUGGCUGUGAUUAAGGGUCCCGGGAGAGGAAGGAUAGAGAAGGGGCAUGGCUGAGCCUCUGAGGUAAUUGUGACUAAUCCUGCCAGACAGACCCAGAUGAGGACCUGUUUGGGGCAGGGGAGAGUAGUAUCUCCCCCACUAACUGAGUGGGUCUUUGUUCACACCAGUGGCACGGGCUGUGAUGGCUUGGGAGGCAGCAUUCAUAACAGUCCUUAGGUGCGUUUUUGUCUUAUCUUGGGCACUAAUAGGUAGUGUCAGGUCAGAGAUUUGGGGCAGUAGGUAAAUGUCCAUUUUACAGAUGCACUUCAGGUUUUGGUCUAUUCACCUGUUUGCAGAAAUCUGCAGCCUCCUUUAGGCAGGGGCUGGGCGACCAAACCUGCAAGACUUCUGCUUUCCUACAGUUCCGUGUUUGCAAGUGUAGGGGGGCAGUACUAAUGGGGUCACCAGCUCCUUCCCUGUGAGCUGCCACAGCCAGCUGGCACAGAAGGUCAGGCAGCCUUGGGAGCAUUUGUGGCUCUGGCUACUCACAGGGCUUCAACGUAAGGGGGACUGAGCCACCGAAAACCCAUUGCUAGUAGGACAGCAUUUUUGGCUUCCCCUGUUCACAACCAGCACACAGUUUGACCCAGUGGCUACUGGUUCACAGCACACCACAUCACUGUGCCAUCCCGUG
Balaenoptera musculus (blue whale) is the source of this 2639-nucleotide messenger RNA. RefSeq names its product transmembrane BAX inhibitor motif containing 6 (gene TMBIM6). Gene Ontology annotation, molecular function: enzyme binding. The record is from RefSeq and is a predicted model, not a curated record. Bases 411 to 1124 code for a protein of 237 amino acids. Lineage: Eukaryota; Metazoa; Chordata; Mammalia; Artiodactyla; Balaenopteridae. The transcript is spliced from 10 exons. Gene Ontology annotation, cellular component: mitochondrial membrane. Gene Ontology annotation, biological process: negative regulation of apoptotic signaling pathway; negative regulation of endoribonuclease activity; cellular response to unfolded protein.